AUUUGGCAAAUGCCAGUAUUCGUCGUCACAUUUCUGGAUGUGUGCAUACAGCUAUUACAUUGAACCGAGACAUCGAUCUGCAUCAUGUGCGAAUGGAUCGGCGGGCAGGAUACGAUGAAUGCUAACAGGACUGUCACCUUGAUAGUGAAGUCAUAGAUCAAGGAGAAAAACCACAUGCCAAGAACACGAUCCGGUAAUACCGGUCACAGACAAUGCAAAGAUGAAGCAACAGGGAUGAGCGAAACCAUUAGACCCGGUAAAAGUAAUCAUGGUCAAUCUUCCACAACAGAUGAAGCUACAAGAAAAAUGCUGAGACCAAGUAAACCAUAUUUAGAUCAAUGUAAAGAUGAAGCAACAGCUAUCAGAGAAAGCAUUAGGCUUUUAAGAGAAAUUGAAGUCAGAAGCCGCAGAGCAGCCAUCUUGUGCUACAAAACUUCAAGUACAAAUGAAUGCUUAUAUAUAUUAUUUGCAGUUAUUAAAGUGAUGGUCGUUGCUGUUGUUGGGAUCAUGACACACAAAUAUCUGUCGAAAAUAGUAGAGGAAAAUUUACCAGAAAUCGUGUCAUCGAUAAAGCAGGCUCCAAUUGUCGCACAGGUUAUUGCAGGUAUCCUGGCGAGUUGCAUUGUGUUUCUGGUAUCCAGUGAAGUUCUGAAGUCAUAUUACGAAGACAGAAGCAUGCGUUACAACGUGGCAGCCGCAGGGUGGCAAGCCUUAGAGCUUAAGAUCCGUGCUUUCCUGGCAACAGCAAUUGAAGGCAAAAUUUCAUCUGCUGAAUACAAGAUCUUCAUUAAUGAAUGUAUUGAAAAAAGAGAAGAAAUAUGUAUCAAAGCUCGUCCAGAUGAAAAGAUCUACAAGGAGUAUGAAAAAGUUAUGACCAUAUAUGAUAGAGAUGAAAACGUAAAUGAUAUACAUGUAAUACGAAUAAAUAAGUGUUUGUAUUAAGUUUGAUGGAUUGAUAAAGGCUACAAAAGUAAAAAUGGUUCACUAAACCGUGUACAGACUUACGUAUUUAAGAAUAUGUAAGGUAACCCUACAUAAGUCGCUGAGCUUAUAAACUGACCUUCGUAAA
Molecule: messenger RNA, 1069 nt
Organism: Haliotis rufescens (red abalone)
Lineage: Eukaryota; Metazoa; Mollusca; Gastropoda; Lepetellida; Haliotidae
Exons: 5
Coding region: 175-942 (255 amino acids)
Source: RefSeq, a predicted model, not a curated record